AUGUCCGAGAUUGACAAGGUCCAAAACAUCAUAAAAGGCAUUGACGAUGAUGCCUUCAUGAUGCUGCUCGCCAAAAACGCCGGCACAGUGGUUGAGGUCAUCACAAUGUGCCAGAACUACGAGGAGCUCCGCCGGCAGCAACCCACCAACCAGCUUUCUGAAGACUCAGUUGACAAGAAUUGCAGCCCUGACAGACCGCCACUACUGGACCCUGAGAGCGGGGUGCCUAUGCUGCAGUGCUCCGUGUGUGGCUAUGCGGCAGCGUUCAAGAUUUCUAUGCAGAGACAUCAAAGAACGCACACGGGCGAGCGCCCAUACAAGUGCAACUACUGUGGCAAAACUUUCACGCGGAAGGAAAACCGGGACUUGCAUAUCCGCAUUCACACCGACUUGGUUGCUGUGCAUUGCAGCUCUGGCGGAAAGCUUCCUCAGGUCCCCCGGGGCCCUCGCAAGGGGACAAACCUGAAGCGUUGUCUCGUGUGUGGCUACACCACACCUUUUAACCAGCGCAUGGAGUAUCACCAAAGAAUACACACAGGCGAGCGCCCAUACAAGUGCCAAUACUGCCACAAGGACUUCAGGCAGGUGGCCCACCUGAAUGGGCAUAUCCGCAUCCACACCGGCGAGAGACCUUUCCAGUGCCACCUCUGUCCCAUGACUUUUGCGCAGAAAGGCAAACUUAAGAGGCACCUGAAGAAACAUUAG
This is a messenger RNA of Rhipicephalus microplus (southern cattle tick), 705 nucleotides long. RefSeq lists its product as uncharacterized. The record is from RefSeq and is a predicted model, not a curated record. Gene Ontology annotation, biological process: regulation of transcription by RNA polymerase II. Gene Ontology annotation, molecular function: DNA-binding transcription factor activity, RNA polymerase II-specific; RNA polymerase II cis-regulatory region sequence-specific DNA binding. NCBI's taxonomy places the organism in Eukaryota, Metazoa, Arthropoda, Arachnida, Ixodida, Ixodidae.